AUGCAAGGAGGAAAUAUGUUCGACGAGCAUUCAUCUGCAUCAUGUCCCCAGCGUGAUCCUGAAGAUGGUGACCGUCGCCAGAACCACGGCAACAUUCUUUUUGUGGGCAACAUCCCCUUUCAAACCCCAUGGCAGCAUGUGAAGGAUCACUUCAGAAGUGCUGGAAAGGUUCGUUACACGGAUCUUAUCGCCGACAAGACGGGCCGUCCGAAGGGCUCCGCGUUGGUGACGAUGGCCACUAGGGAAGACGCCCUGCAAGCCAUUCGCAUGUUUGAUGAAACCGACUUCGAAGGGAGACGACUUAUCGUCCGUCUUUUUGAUGACGGGCCACGGCCACAGUUGGUGCAGCGGGAAAUGAUGCCUCCGUACGUUCGGCAGGGGCAGUUGCAACAACCGCAGCAUCAUCAACAACAACAUCAUCCGCCACAUCAGCAACAACAACAACAGCAACAACAACAGCAGCAGCAGCAGCAUCAGCAGCGAAUGCGGGGAUUCGGGAAUGCGAACGCUAAUAUGACAUCAUACAAUAAUAGCGCGGGAAACUUCGGUCGUGGUGGUGGUUACGUGAAUCGCGGUGGAUAUGCCUUACCCGAUGAUGGGAAUUCGGGUGUCUUCAACGAUGUGAAUGAGGUAGUGCCAAAGCCACGCAGCAAACAAAUGAACGAAGUCGGUCGCAAAUUGUUUGUAUCAAAUCUUCCGUUUGACUGCACCAGUGUAGCGCUGCGAGAAACGUUCCAGCAGGUUGGCGAAGUGGAACGCGCUGAGAUUAUCAUGGGACGUAAUGGAAAGAGCCGUGGUAUGGGUAUUGUUGUAAUGAAGACAGAGGAGGAAACCCGUGUUGCCAUAGAGGAGUUCGAUGGAAUUGAGAUGGCGAACAGGGCAAUGAAUGUCCGUCUUGACAAUAAAUCCACUUCAUGA
Trypanosoma brucei brucei TREU927 is the source of this 918-nucleotide messenger RNA. RefSeq lists its product as uncharacterized. The record is from RefSeq and is a predicted model, not a curated record. Gene Ontology annotation, cellular component: cytoplasm; nucleus. The coding region runs from base 1 to 918 and encodes 305 amino acids. Gene Ontology annotation, molecular function: mRNA binding. Lineage: Eukaryota; Euglenozoa; Kinetoplastea; Trypanosomatida; Trypanosomatidae. The transcript has a single exon.